AUGGCUGCAACAUUUUAUGUGCUAUUAAUUGCUCUUUGUUUGAUUUCAUCCAUUGCUGAAACGCACACUCGAAGAUGUACUACUUCAUUCAGUCGUGCGUGCGUGCAGGUAAGAAACUUCCCAGUGUAUAUGGUCAUCCUUGAAAAUUGUUUUAAUGUUUCCUAUACUUUGAUUACUCCUGUUUCCUGCUUUGAUUACCGAUGGAAAGCUUUUAUCCUGGUUUUCCCGGCUGAAAUUUCACCCCAACCCAUAGACGGAUUUUCUGGGGGGGGGGGGUGCAGGGGGUGCUACCCCCAAUAUUAGAUAUAAUCCCCCCCCCAACAAAAAGUCCACCCCUCCAAAAAAAUUUCAACCCCCCAAUAUUCGGCAUAAUACAUAAAUACUUAAAUAGUCCACUUUUAUUUAGUAUAAAAUAGGUAAUUGGACAAGUACUGGUAUAAGACAUUGUGUGGCCUAAAUAAUGAGAGGACCAGUAGUCAAAAAUGCUUAUCCUUUAUUUCUGAACAUGUCUAGGGAAACUACGAUUAGAUAGAAACUAAAAAAAACGAGAAAAGGCGAGGAUAUAACAGCGAGAGAUUGAAUUUGAGUAGGAAAGAUUUGAGUAGGAAAGGCAAUCCUGUUCAAAUUCAAUCUCUCGCUCUUAUAUCCUAGCCUUUUACCGUGUCCCAUAAAAAUUCCCACGUAUUUUAGUUUCUAUCUAAUUAAUCGUAGUUUCCCUUGUUUUUUGCGUACAUGUUCAUCAUAGGAGUCGGAGUAAAUAAAUAUAAAAGGUUAACCAAAUUUGGACUACUGGUCCUCAUUACUUAGGCUACACAAUGUCUUACACCAGUACUUGUCCACUUACUUGUUUUAUAUCAAUGAAUGACUCGUAAUGAGUCUAAUCAGACAGUUGUGCUUGUAAAAGUUUUUAAGUAAAAUUAAGUAAAAGUUUUUUUAAGUAAAAGCUUUUAAGUAAAAGUUUAGUGUUUUUUUUUUCAAUUUAAGCAAAAGUUUUGAAAUAUCAAUUAUGUACAGUACAGUAUGGUAGUUCAGAGUAGUUCAAGUUGCAUCAUAAAUUGUACUCAGAUUCAAGCAACACAAUGUCAAUGACUUUAUAAAAGUAAAAGCAUAUUGUGUAUUGGGUAUACACUUUACAGGUUCAUUUAACUUUAAGUCUUUAACUCUCUCAAGUCUCAACAGACAAUCGGACAUGCCAAAUCCAUUGAUAUGACAACUUCAAAAAACUUUUUUUCGAAGCUACAAAUCAUGAUUUUUUCAAAUUUGUCCUGGGAUACUUUGUUUUCUGCUCUCUAGACCCCCCUCGCGGCUCUAGUGCUCCACUCCUAGAAUAUAGACCUUACUGGGGUUUGGUGACACUUUGUGUUGCUUCAGUCACCUGCUCACGGCUCACCCCCCUAAAAUUUCUGGCACCACCCCAGUAAAAAAUAUGAAAAUCCGUCUAUGCCCCCAGCCUAUAGAUAUAAUCCCAUUCAGCUAUUAAAACACAGCAAGCGAUUACGUGCAUGACAAAAAUGUCAGUCAAGCCUGAAGGUUGAAGAUUUUCUACCAGUAUUUUUUGUGUUGUAUUCUUCAAACAAAACGCAGGCAAAAUCAAGUUAUUUUCUUUUUUUAAUUAGAAGCGUACAACUGCGAAAGAAAUCCUAAAAAAGCCGUACAAAAGGGUUCUGUCGAGAAAGAAUAUCCUGGAUUUCAGCGCAGAUAGGGAUAUGGAAAGUAAAGAUUGGUUUGAGAGAAAGUGA
This is a messenger RNA of Paramuricea clavata, 1739 nucleotides long. The record is from the annotation of a GenBank genome assembly. Lineage: Eukaryota; Metazoa; Cnidaria; Anthozoa; Malacalcyonacea; Plexauridae.